This is a messenger RNA of Ornithodoros turicata, 2693 nucleotides long. RefSeq names its product ABC transporter G family member 20-like. Gene Ontology annotation, biological process: transmembrane transport. Gene Ontology annotation, molecular function: ATP binding; ATP hydrolysis activity; ABC-type transporter activity. NCBI's taxonomy places the organism in Eukaryota, Metazoa, Arthropoda, Arachnida, Ixodida, Argasidae. Gene Ontology annotation, cellular component: ATP-binding cassette (ABC) transporter complex; membrane. The transcript has 10 exons. The record is from RefSeq and is a predicted model, not a curated record. The coding region runs from base 286 to 2553 and encodes 755 amino acids.
UAACGAACGUAGAAGAAGAAGAAGAAGACGUUCCAGCCUUGGUUACAACGAUUUCUGCUGCGACCAGUAGACAGCACUGUUCCUCACUGCUGUCUACUCUGCGCCGGAUCUAUUGUAGUUUUGUCCAGGACUGCUGUGCCCUUCCACUAGUAAUAUCGGAAACUAUACAGUGAGCUACUAAGCGCAUAUCUUGGCCUCCCGUCCGCGUUCUUUUGUGGGAUUAAAAGGAAGCAACGAAAGGUGCGACCGUGCAAGCAAACACCAUCUACGAGAAUAAUAUAGGGCAUGCAUCAAGGAGAUAGUCAAGAUCAUCUCCGAGGAGCCGCGCACGAAGAGACAGCUUCGCCAUUCACAAGCAACUUGCCCCAAUCUGUAAACCCUCCUGAGGUCCUCUCUGCUGCCGAGCCUGACCAAGGCGAUGGACAACCGAACCAACUACCGCAUGCAUAUGGCGACAUACAGGGAGUUCCAGACCCAGGGAGCUCCGACGCCCAGGGAGUUCCAAUGGCAAAGAGGCAUUUGGCCGUUGAUAUUAAAGACCUUAAUCUCUGGUACGGGGAAGGCCCCAAAAGGGUUGACAUAUUCAGGGGCGUCAACAUCAGCGUGCCACGAGGUGGAAUAUACGCAUUGCUCGGUUCUUCUGGGUGCGGCAAGACCACGCUGCUUCGUUGCAUCUUAGGACGCAAGAAGUUUCAGCGUGGAGAGGUACGCGUCUUCGGCACUAAACCAGGAACUCCAGGUUCCAAGAUACCCGGUUCCAACGUCGGUUACAUGCCACAGGAGCUCGCCCUCUUCGACGAGUUCACCAUCGAAGAGACCCUCGCGUUCUUCGGCCAGAUAUAUUACCUACCUAUGAAGGAGUGGAAGGAGCGCGUGGAGUUCUUGGUUCAGUUCCUGGAGCUGCCUGACAAGCAACGAUUAGUGAAAUACCUUAGCGGAGGACAGAAAAGAAGAGUCUCCUUGGCCUCGUCCAUGGUUCACAACCCCCCUCUGCUUGUGCUGGACGAGCCAACUGUUGGAAUCGACCCUGUUUUGCGGAAGUCCAUAUGGCAACACCUGGUGGAACUUACAACAAAGGAGAAGAUGACUGUUAUUAUCACAACGCACUACAUCGAUGAAGCUCGAUUGGCUUCCUUGGUGGGAUUCCUCCGCCAAGGGAAGAUGCUCGCAGAAGACCCCCCGGCGACACUCAUGCGGAGGCACAAUACGCAUAACUUGGAAGAAGUGUUCCUCAUUAUGGCCAGCUCGCCAAGCCCUGAGGGCCAACCUCAGGCCCCGGUUCAAACAGAAAGGAGAAAUGACCAGGGAGGAGAUGAGGCGACACAGUAUUCGUUCUUGGCUUCUGUCGUGCGCAGUAAACAACAAACGCUGAUUUCUCUUGACAAGAAAGACAUGAGUCGGUCGAUUGCGAGGACAAAAGCCAUUUUUCAGAAGAAUGUUGUGAAAAUUCGUCGUAAUCUGGGUCUGCUUCUCUACAGUUUCCUGCUUCCGUCAGUUGAAGUGAUGCUGUACUGCAUUGUUAUAGGGAAAGUGCCCUUUAAUAUGUUUUUGGCUGUGGUGAACGAGGACAACCCGGUCAAGUACAGCCGCCAGUUUUUGGAACUGGUGGACUCUAGAAUUAUGCCUCAGGUGAACUAUACCAGCCUUCAACAAGCCCUGGACUCUGUAUCAAAAGGCGUUUCGUAUGGCGUAGUGCACAUGAAGACCAAUUUCAGCAAGGGACUAGACGAACGCUUCCAGCAGGGCUACGUCAUCGACCAAUCAAUGGCGGAUGCCAGUUCCAUUGACGUGUACCUGGACAUGUCAAACCAGCAAGUGUUCACGACCAUCAUCCGAUAUUUAGAAGAAGCGGCUGAGAGGAUGGUCACCGACAGUUUUGUGAAGGCAGGGAAAAGCACGUAUGGGCUACAAGAACUACUCAGAUUGAAAGAACCUGUAUAUGGAGAUAAAAACAUGACAUUCACAGAGUUCGUUGCACCAGGCAUGAUCCUUCAGAUCACGUACAUGAUGGCUGUGGGGCUGUCCGUAAACUCUCUUCUUGAAGAACGCAGCGAUGGCCUCCUGGAACGAUGCACAGUCGCAGGAGUGAAAUCCAUAGAGAUCGUUGUGGCCCACAUAGCGUCGCAGAUGUUUGUCAUCGUGGUACAGGACUUACUCCUCCUGUUCGUCGGCUUCUUCGUAUUCAGUCUUCCCUCCAAAGGCCCUCUCUGGGUGGCCAUUAUACUGACACUUUCUCAAGGGUUCUGCGGUCUCUCCUUAGGGCUCAUGAUAUCCUCAAUUUUCGAGAGCCCUGACGCUGCAGGCAUGGUAAACGUGGGCAUCAACUAUCCCGUCCUCAUUCUCAGCGGCAUUAUGUGGCCCCUGGAGGGAAUCCCGCUUUCCAUAAGGUGGUUCAGCUACAUGAUGCCCCAGACGAUCCCAUGCGAUUCUAUGCGUUGUGUCAUGUACAAAGGUUGGACCCUCCUGCACACCAAUGUCUGGAUGGGCUUCUUGGUCAACUACAUCUGGGUCGUCAUCUUCCUCGUCUCCACCGUGUUAUUCUUCAAGCAGUGAUAAUAGUAUCAAUCAUUUCGCAUAAGCAUGACCGUUAUAUGACUCCAAUUGAUGCGCAUAUGUUUGCGACAAAUUACAACCUCUGUUUGAUAGGUGCGAUAACAAGACGCAUUGUGUGGCGCGAGAAUAAAAGCUGCGUA